Quercus robur (English oak) is the source of this 1596-nucleotide messenger RNA. RefSeq lists its product as uncharacterized. The transcript is spliced from 13 exons. Gene Ontology annotation, cellular component: Mis6-Sim4 complex; kinetochore. The coding region runs from base 179 to 1252 and encodes 357 amino acids. Lineage: Eukaryota; Viridiplantae; Streptophyta; Magnoliopsida; Fagales; Fagaceae. The record is from RefSeq and is a predicted model, not a curated record.
UUUGUGAAUAGACGAACAAGAGAACUGGGCCGAGUUCGAAUACGCAAAGCCCAGACUUUUCCUCCUUUUCUCAAUGUAUGUAACUUAUUUGUACACAGAAUAGAAUAGAAUAGACACUGCUCUCUCUCCCUCUCUCUCUCUCUCUCUCUCUGAAACUCUCUCCGAAGAGGAAGAGGGAAUGGAUAGCGACAUUGAAGAAUCGCUGAAGAAGAGACAGAGAAAGACUCCAUUCCUUGGGGAUCCUUCUUCUCGCAAGUUUGAACAGUUUGCGGUGCGUCCCUACAUAAUGGGAGAAGUGAAUUUUAUGCAAGAGGAAGAUAUUCGGUUGGAGGCAACACGAGCUAAAUUUUCAAAUGUUCUCAAAAGGCAUGGAGAGUUGACAGAGCGUCUUUCUAGGGAUUCUGACAAGAUGAUAUUUGAUCGUCUACAAAAAGAAUUUGAAGCUGCUCGUGCUUCUCAAACUGAAGAGAUAUGUUUAGAUGGCGAAGAAUGGAAUGAUGGGCUAUUAGCAACAAUAAGGGAGCGGGUUCACAUGGAGGCAGACAGAAAGGCAAUGCCAGUGGACUCAAACAUAGUUUCAGCUCCUCAUUUCCAGGAAAGAAUCACUUAUAAAGUUGGAAGUAAGGUGAUUUGUUGUUUGGAAGGGACAAGAAUUGGCAUACAAUAUGAGACAUCUUUUGCAGGAGAACUUUGUGAAUUAUACCAUUGUGUCCUUGAAAGCAAAUCAUUUCUUGAAAAGAUGACUGUCCUUGAACACACAAUUCCCUUUUUUCUACCAAUACGAGAAGCAGAAAAUGAUCUUCUUUCUUCCAAUGCGAUGAAAUUUAUAGAUUACAUUGGAGAACUUUUGCAGGCUUAUGUGGAUAGGCGUGAACAGGUUCGGCUUAUCAAAGAGUUAUAUGGAAAUCAAAUUAAAGAAUUGUUUCACAGCCUUCCAUACCACAUAGUUGAAUUUGUGCUAGAUGAUUCUGAUUGUAAGGUGACAGUAAGUCUCAGAUAUGCAGAUCUUGUUUCUGUACUUCCAACUCGAAUUAGAGUGCUUGCGUGGCCAUCCAAGAAAAGUAGUAUUAAUGCAGCAACUAUGAGCAGGAAAGAAAAUGGAGUACUGGGAAGUCACCAAAAUCCUGCUCGCUUAUCAUAUGCUGAGGAUGCCUUACGAACCAUGAGCUUACCUGAAGCAUAUGCAGAGAUUGUGUUGAAUUUGCCACGAGCACUUCAGCAAAUAUUUCAACAGAGGAGCCCCACUUUGUGAUUCAUGCAUUCAGAUCUGUACAAAGCUAUAGAAGAAAUAGUGCUGGCCUGCUGCGUAGCUCAAACUGUUUUAGCAAAAAUGGGAACCUGGUUAUCUUCUCUCUCUUUGCUCAACAGGAAACCUGAACUCAUAUCCAAGUCAAUAUUGAAACAGUAGAUUUGGUCUCAUCAGUUUGUAUGUGGGAAAAAUUUGGGUAAAGUUCCUCAGUUACUGUACCUAAUUUUCCCAAUUAAAUUUAAUUACAUGGUUUACUGGUCAAUGUAGUAGCCUAAGGGAAACCUAAUGUACCUAAUCAUGUGGUUUUUACCCUUUGUAUAUAUGUAUCUCUCUAUGAAAAUUUUGUU